AUGCAUUCUAAGAAGAAGUUGCCCUAUGACCCUGGCACUUUGCCACCGGACAAGCGCUUUCGCGCUAAUUUGUCUGAUUUGUUUCUAAGUGGUGACCUUGCAGCCCAGCGUGCCCAUUCCCUGUUUGCAGAUGCCAAUGCUGCUGGGACACACCAUGUCACUGACCUUGCUGGAAACAAAAGACCAGAUGGCAAUAGCGCGCGUGAUUUGCUCCGACGCCUUCGAAAGAGCUCCCACUGGCCACCUUUGUACUGGGCAGAUAUCCCUGUGUGGUUAGACAAGAAGCAGAAAGAAGAAAUCGUGCAAAUUCCUUUUCUCUUACCCCACGAAGUUGUCCAUGCAAUGUUCCAGUGGACAGACAUCGGCAAUUUUUCCGAUUUGGCCCACCUGCCAACGGAUGAAAGAGCUUUGCUGGAGACUGGCAAAAUACUUCUUGGCCGCGAUGUGCCUCUGCUGCCCCUGGGCCUCUGGAUGGAUGGUGUCUCAUGCAAUUGGGAUCGCUCCCACAGUUUGAACGUCUUGACCAUUAGUUUUCCCAGCGCAUGUGGCCCUCAUAGGAGUGUCCGCAUACCAUUGUUUGGCAUCAAGCAACACUUUUGCAGCAAGCACAAAACAUUUGAUGCAGUCUUCGAAGUUAUUUGCUGGUCCUUGCGAAUGUUGUUUCUGGGUGCCAUGCCUUCUUGCCGACAUGAUGGCCAACCUUUCGCAACUUCUGAUGCUGGUCGGAAAAACUGGGCCGAGAAGCCGCUGCAGCGCUGCAUGCUGACCCAAGUGCGAGGAGAUUGGAAGAUGCUCAAAGAUGUUUUCCGCCUACCUCAGCACAAUGAGAAGGCUGGCUGCUGCUGGCUUUGCCCAGCUACGCCCGACAACAUGAGGGAUGCUUCAGCAGCUGCGCCGUGGAGGGUGCCUUGGUGCACGACGGACUUGGUCCAAAGACUGCUAGCCCAAGGCCAUCUUUGCAGCCCGCUGUUUUCGCUGCCAGCCUUUACCAUCAACAUGUUCAAGCUAGAUUGGCUUCACAUCAUGGACUUGGGCGUCGCUGCUGAUGUUGCUGGAAAUGUUCUUUGGGUAUUGCAAGGCAAGAUGCCGGGUGCAAAUGUGAAGAUGCGCGUCAGCAAGCUGUAUUUGCAAAUUGCCAAAUACUACAAAGAAACCGGGGUGCAGGACAAAUUGAAUACUUUGACUGAAACCAUGAUUCGAAAGAGCAGCACCACCCCGCCAAAGUUGACAGCUGGGGCUGCCGAGUGCCGCCACCUGAUUCCUUGGCUUCUGCAAGCAGCAAAAGAAUGUUUGAAUCCCAACGAUGCUUUCGAGGAUACGGUCAUCCAGGCCAUCUCGUGCUUAUCUACCAUGUAUGACCUUCUCUCCAACUACGCUCGCUCAAAGAUGCGGCACGCGGCCGGGCGAUUGGCUCUUCUCUUGGCUGCGCUGCGCGACGCUUCUGAGGAUCCACUCUGGCGAAUGAAACCAAAGGUGCAUUUGAUGCUGCACUUGGCUGAGAAUCUGCACAGCCCCGCUGAGACUUGGACGUAUUCAGAUGAGGACUACGGCGGCUCCGCUGCCCGUUCCAUGCGGUCGCGUGGCGGCACCGACACUCCCAAAGUGGCCGGAGAAAAUUUGCUCCAAAAGUUUUGCUGCCGACACGACCUCCCCACUGCUCUCGGCAUCGGAAAAUGCGAUUGCAGCGCUCCUGCUUUUCAUUCUUUGUUAGGAGUCGUUUGA
This is a messenger RNA of Cladocopium goreaui, 1722 nucleotides long. Lineage: Eukaryota; Dinophyceae; Suessiales; Symbiodiniaceae. The record is from the annotation of a GenBank genome assembly.